Sphaeramia orbicularis (orbiculate cardinalfish) is the source of this 3479-nucleotide messenger RNA. It is a transcript of the gene zc3h11a, whose product is annotated as zinc finger CCCH-type containing 11A. Gene Ontology annotation, biological process: poly(A)+ mRNA export from nucleus. The coding region runs from base 231 to 2780 and encodes 849 amino acids. Gene Ontology annotation, molecular function: metal ion binding. The transcript is spliced from 15 exons. The record is from RefSeq and is a predicted model, not a curated record. NCBI's taxonomy places the organism in Eukaryota, Metazoa, Chordata, Actinopteri, Kurtiformes, Apogonidae.
UCACAAGUGUCUCUGGGCGAUCCAUCCCCUUUUUCCUCUUAUCUCAUGGAUCAAGUGUUCCUUCAGGACUCAUUACUGCCACGGAGGUCCACCACCAGCAGUGCAUCCAGGAACAAAGCUACUUCUCAGCCACCUCAGGGAGAUUCCUGUUGGCCUUGAAGAGAAGCCGCUGCUGAAGAUCCUGAUCCUAAUCCCAUCACCUCCUCCGCUCAAGACACACCAGCUUUAAUAUGACCAACCAUGGAGACGACUGCUACUUCUACUACUAUUCAACCUGCACUAAGGGAGACAGCUGCCCGUUCAGACACUGUGAGGCAGCUAUUGGCAAUGAGAUGGUCUGCAACCUCUGGCAGGAGGGACGCUGCUACCGCUCCGUCUGCAAGUUUCGCCACAUGGAGAUCACGAAAAACCGUAAGGAGAUCCCAUGUUACUGGGAGAACCAGCCAGCCGGCUGCCAGAAGCCACACUGUGCCUUCUUCCAUGAGAAACCCCGCUUCGUCGACGGCAUCUGUGUCCCACCUGAUAAAAGUAUAAGAAAGAACGAAGAGCUGACGCAUGAGGAAGUGGCUCCUCCCCCACCGGCAGCUCCUUUACCCACUGCAGCCAAUCCCCAGCUUCGAGGGGUCAUGAAGACCGAAUCCCAGGAUCCGGUACCGAGCCCCACCCACCCACCAGUGGUCAUCAAUCCAGCAGAUGAUGAUGAAGAUGAAGAUGACCAGUUCUCAGAAGAGGGAGAUGUUGGCCCAUCUCCUAGGAAACUGACAGGAGGCGCAAAAUCAGGUGACCCUCUGAACUUUGGCGUAAGCACCCUGGAGGAGAUCCGGCUGAGGAGGGCCCUGAAGGCCAGCAUGAAGAGAGCCGGGUACCCAAUCCAGAGCGCCGACGCCCCAACCAAUGGAGAAAAAGAAAACAUCCAGUUGUUCAGUCAGCCGGCCAUGUAUGACCUCAGAGAAGAGCUCCGAGGAGGAGGAGGAGACGGACUCCCUCUGAGGAAGAGUCUGGUUGAACGUCUAGGCAGGAUUGUGGACGAGGAGCCUUCGAUACCUCCUCCUAAAAGUUUAAAGUCUGUUAAGGAGAGACUGACUUUGCCAGGUCGACCUGUUUCACCCUCACAACCAGCUGAAACAAACACGGAGUCAAAGACGGCCCCUGAGCAGAUCCGCAUUAAAACCCUGGAGGAGAUCAGACUGGAGAAGGCAGCAAAGAGCCAACCUCAGAACAAGAAAGAGGCUUCAGAUCCAGAACUCACCAAAACCACCACCACCAAACCCCUCAAAGGAAUCAAAAGAGCCAUCACUAUCAAAGAAAACACCAUCAGUCAUGUCAAAACCUUCUCUGAAAUCCUCCACGCUAAGAAGAAGAGGCAGGAGGAGCAGGAGGAGACCACCUCCAGCCCCAGGAGGGCCAAGAAGACCCUGGACCAGAAGCAGGAGCAGCCACAGUCUGCAGAGCCACAGGAGGCCUCCAGCACCGGUGAGGUCCGAGUGAAGACCCUGGAGGAGAUCCGCAGGGAGAAGGCAGCCAGGAUGCAGGCCCAGCAGACCACGGAGACCGGAAAGAACCCAGAUCCUGAGGAGUCCAGCACCAAGAAGCCCCGUCUGCUGCGUCUCAACAAACCGCUUCCUGAGAAUAAGACUACGUCAGCAGGUAAAGCCUCAUCCGAGAAGAUUGCUGAGGUUCCAGAGAAGCCUGCGAAGCCUCCCUCUGCUGCUGCUCAGUCGAGUCCUGCAGCCGCCAGCGUCAAGGUGAAGAGUUUCGAGGAGAUCAUGCGUGAGAAACGUCUUCGGAAGCAGGAAAUGGAGGAGCAGACGUCUUCUUCCUCCAAAGUCCAGGACACCCAGCCUCCUCCUCCUCCUCAGAACCGGGCAGUUGGACGUGGUCUGAAGAGGAAGACUCCGGUUAAGGUCACUCUGUCGCCUUCCUCAUCCUCUCAGGCUCCCGAUCCUCCAGCCCCGACCCAGAAGCUCCCAGUUCGUAAACUGGCCCCACUCAAAUCCAAAGCUGCUUCAGCUCUGAACAACGGCAAAGCUCCUGCUCCUGUUCCGGUCCAGGUCCCGGUGAAGUCCAGCUCCUCUGUCCUGAAGCCUCAUACCGAGUCCCAGAGUCCGAUCAGCUCCAAAGUGUCGGCUCCGCCUCAGGCUUCAGCUGCAGAGAAUCAGACCAACGUCCAGAAAAACGCAGAACCCACCACGGACACGAAAGUGCGGCCCAAACUGAACGUGAAGCCAUCAGUGGUGAAGCCGGCGGUGCAGGUGAAACCGGGCCCGAAGCGGAGGGUGGCGGAGCGUUCUGCUGUGGCUGCAGUCAAACCCCUGAACAGCGCCUCCACGGUGCUGGAGGAGUCAGUGCAGGACAGACCGGCGUUCCUGUCGUCCGGCGCAGACACUCAGCUGAUCUCUGCUGUUCCCUGUAGUCCUGCCGCGCUGCUGGACUCCAGCUCCAGUCCGAUGAGGGAGGAGCUACAGACGGUCCCUGUCUUCACACAGAGUCCAACCCAGGAACCCAAACCCACGGCAGGGGUCACGGCUGCUGUCGAGGCCUGCACUGUCCCUCAAAGCCCGGUCCUGAAGACCCCCCCUCUGCCCAAGUCCCGGAGGUCGAGCGUGCCCGCCGCCCGGUCCUCCUCGUCCUCCGCCUCCGCUGCCGCCACCUCCUCAGCCGUGGACGACUUCGAGGAGCUCAUCAGCGAGUUCGCCGACGAUCACCUGGAGGAGGACGUGGACCCGGGGCUCGGAGAGGACGACCUGCUGCAGGAGCUGUCCGACAUGAUCGAUAGCUGAGGACCCCGUCAAAGCCCCGCCCCCUCCCACCUGGCCCUGCCCCGCCCCAGCCCACGACCGUGUCUGUGACGUGAAGUGACUCCGCCCCCUCCUCCAGUGUCUGUUUUAAUCUUAGUUUUUAAGUCGUUCUGUUCAUCUUCUCUCAUGUAGUUUUAUGAUUUUGCUGGUGUUGCGUUUUCCUCUGGCUGUGAUCUGCUUCUGUCACGUCUGUCUCUGGCGCUCAGAGGCGGAGUCUGUCGUUCGCAGUCGAGGGAGGAGUCAUAUCUGUAUACUGUGUAUGCAAAGGGAAGAGACUAUCAGCGCUGAGCACCGCCUACAUCUUAAUCACUGUUGAUUGGGCAGAACCUGAGGGAAGCCGAUCCCGGACAUUUCAUUACCCAUGAUCCUUUGCUGUUCUGCCGAGCACCGUCUGCCUGUGACGUCUCCUUUUCUAACCUACGAGUGUUUGUUUUUUAACCUUUUAUUGGUUUUAUUCGGUCCAGACUGUGUGAUGACGUGUUCUCCGCUCAGGGACUGUUUCUAUGUUCUUUAUAUACGAUGCACUGUAUCAUUUCAGUUGGAAAAGCAUCACUUUAUCAACGACCGGUUGAUUAGUCUUAACGUCUUUACAGCUGUUUUGUCUGUUUUUCCACAAACAUCCUGCUCAACGUAAAAUGUACAAAUGACUGUGUAAAUAAAAAAGGAUUUUAAUUAAACAAA